Molecule: messenger RNA, 790 nt
Organism: Photinus pyralis (common eastern firefly)
Lineage: Eukaryota; Metazoa; Arthropoda; Insecta; Coleoptera; Lampyridae
Product: zinc metalloproteinase nas-14-like
Exons: 6
Coding region: 92-706 (204 amino acids)
Biological process (GO): proteolysis
Molecular function (GO): metalloendopeptidase activity; zinc ion binding
Source: RefSeq, a predicted model, not a curated record
UAAUGGAUUAACGGCGGUAGUACAAGCAGAUACGACUCAAGUCACUGAUGAUGGCGACUUGUGGCAAGAAAGCGGUAAAUUAGAAGGCGACAUGGUGUUGGCCGACGGUCUACAAAAUGGAGUUAUUGAUGCCAAUUUGAGAUGGAAAGACAGAAAUAUUCCUUACGAACUAUCGGACGACUUCGACGAAAAGCAAAAGGCACAAAUUAAUGAAGUACUCGAACGAGAGUUUGCCAAAACUUGCAUAUCAGUGAAGCCACGCGUUGAUGAAUCAGAUUAUGUUUACGUUACUGGCAACAAUUCUGGCUGUUGGUCCCAGGUUGGUAGGAUCGGAGGAAAACAGAAUUUGAAUUUGCAAGUUAUAGGGUGUGUUUGGAACCACACGAUCGUUCACGAGUUUUUGCACGCUGCCGGUUUUUACCACCAGCAAAGUUCCACAGACAGGGACGAUUUCGUGGAUAUAUUUUGGGAGAAUAUUAAACCAGGACGUGAGCAUAAUUUCAACAAGCACAAUGGUGACAAGGUAACGAGCUUCAAUGAAGCUUACGACUACAACAGCAUCAUGCACUACACAAAAAACGCAUUUACCAAGAAUGGUAAAGCGACAAUACUACCCAAGGGUGACCCCACUAUUCCUAUUGGAGUAGCGAAGGUAAUGAGUGAAAUUGAUAUUCGAAAAGUUAAGAAAAUGUAUGAAUGUGAAUGAAAUGUGACUAAAUAAAAUAGUAUAUUGAGAAACAAAUGUAUAAUCAAGUCUUUAAGCACACACACCGUUGCAAGUGCUUUAAAG